Molecule: messenger RNA, 3006 nt
Organism: Maylandia zebra (zebra mbuna)
Lineage: Eukaryota; Metazoa; Chordata; Actinopteri; Cichliformes; Cichlidae
Source: RefSeq, a predicted model, not a curated record
UCAAGCAGAUGGCGUGUGGUCAUUUUUCACACAGCAGAGCACAUUUAAAAAUGUUUGUCUGUGUUAAAUUGUUCGGAGGUUGAUCUGCAGUUUUAAUCACAGCCAGUCACUCUGCUGUUGAAGUACUACUUUUAUUUCUGACGGUUUAGUUUGCUAGUUUGAGCAGAAGUUGUAUUUUAGUGUUAGCUUAUUUACACAAUCUUAGUAUCUGUCAUUUAAAAUCUCAGGGUCUGAAUGCAUGAGCUCAUUUGACUGUCAUGACACAAUGAUUGCAGAAAAAGUGUAUUUAUGUUCAUUUAAUUGAUAAAUGUUUAACAGAAUGAGCUGAUAAUUGGGCGAUACAUGUUAGGUGUACAGUCAAACUGGAGACUUGCUGUCUCUACUCUCUCUUAUCAGGUAGACUAUGGAGACCAACUGCUUUGUGGGAAAUGUAGUUUUAUAGCUUCAGAUUCUGUUGUUCAAGUGUUUGAAUGUUUACCACUAUGAGUUUAAUUUCUGUGCUAUGUGCGUUGCAGGGAGGUUAUGCAGGAACCGCAGUAGGCUUCAAGCUGUCGUCCCUCCUGUCUCUGGCUGACACCAAAGCUAACAAACCAGGCAUGAACCUGCUGCACUUUGUCGCUCUGGAAGCCCAUAAAAAAGAUGAGAAGCUCUUGGAGUUUCCUCUCAAGCUGAGUCACAUCCAGGCUGCAGCCAGGAUCUCAUUGGAAACAUUGGAUGCUGAGCUGCAUUUGCUGACAUCUCGCACACACUCAGUGGAGGAGAGCAUCCAGAGAGACACAGAGCUGCUGCAGCAACUGGACAGCUUUCUGCAGCAUGCCACAUCAUCUCUCUGCUCACUCCGUGGCAGUCGGCAACAGCUAAAGAGGGAAGGCAGCGAGCUGAUCGACUUUUUCUGCGAGGACAGAGACACUUUCAGGCUGGACGACUGUUUCAGCAUCUUCCACACCUUCUGCUCCAGGUUCACAAAUGCUGUCAAGGAGAACAUGGAGAGGGAGGCGAAGGAGGCGGCUCGUCGUCAGCGGAUACAAGAGUUGGAGGAGAAGAAGAGGCACUCCUGGGCUGGAGGAGAAAAGGUGGAUGGAGUCUUUGGGCUGCGCUGCCACAGUGAGCUUGACAUGUCCACUGCUUUGUCGCGGCAUGACGAGGCCGGACUGUUGAUGGAGCUCCUGACCCCUAGGUCCCACCCUCGCUCACCAGUGAACAACUCCCACAGUCCUCUGGGACGUGCUGUGAGCUUACGUCGUUCCCGAAAGUCUCCAUCCUGCUCACCAUCUAUUGCUGCUGAGCAGGAACUAAGCACUUUCCUGGAAAAGGCGACUGAUCGCAAAAACAUUCAGCAAAGAGGCAAAGGGAGCAGUUUUCCAUCUCCCUCAAGUCCAGGAUUCCCAGUGUCCACCCAAACGGCACCACAAAACUCCUCAUCACCUUCCAAAAGGAGUCCAAAAAACAAAAACCAUGCAACUGCCACUUACCUCAGCCAAAAUGCUACCCAGACGUGUGCAAAUGCCACUAAUCCUGCAAAUGAACUUGCAGUCAAACCUACCUCUGACUCAAACCAGCAAUCUGAACACAACAACAAAAGCAGCAGUGAUCAACCUGGCAUGGGUUUAAGCAGCCAUGCAACACUUACAACAAGCAAACCAAAAGAUGUUGAACUGGUUUUAACUCAGCAGACUGACUGCACUGAUAAGAGCUUUCAGCAGAGCACCACUGCUACAGGAAACAUGGUGGUGGUUUUAGACAAAUGCACGUUGGUUCCUGAGCUAAAAGUGUUUGGCAGUGGCGACACCCUCACAAGUCAUAGCGAAAACAGACAUGUCGGUCUUCAUCAAGAUGAUUUGACAAUCACAGAUUUGGAAGAAGAGAAAGGGGAUGAAUUGCAAGUUGAUAAGGUGCAGAAUAAUGGCCAACUGAUUGUAAAUCCAAAACAAUCUGAUGAGCAAGUCUGUGAGCUCAGCUCUUCUUCAACACCAAGAGAGGGCGAUGAGGGGCAAGAGGAUAAGGUGGUUGUAUGGUGUGUGACGGGUGUGUGCGAGGCUACAAGUGACACACAAAGCACCUAUGCAGAAACUGAAAAAGAUCAGCAUAAGGGUGACAACCAAGGAGGAAACAAACUAACUUCCUCUGCUUUAGCCAAUGACAUGCCUUCAGAACCUCAACCGGCCAAUGAAAAACCAGUGCCUGUACCCAUCAGCAGCCAACCAGUGCCUGUCCCCCGCUGUGAUGACACAUCACUGCUUGUUUCUUCCUCUGUGUGGCGCCCGAAAGAACCUCCAACACCUAAUGUAGUGCCUGCUCUCACAGCAGAUGCUUCUGAGAAAGAUAAAGAACUGGAGGAAGAGGAAGAAGUGUCCACCAACAGGAACAGUGAUGGAGUGACCGUCUCAAAACAAUCAACAGAAGAGAAAAGCAAAAACAACAUGGCUUCUAAAGACUCAACCAGUAAAACUGCAAAAGCAGCUUCUUCCACCAAAGUAAAAGCAGAACCAGCAACUCCAUCUAAACUACCCAGCAAGAGCCUUCCUACGUCUAAAGUCCAAACUAAUGGGAAGAAACCUACCCCAAACACUAUCUCUGCAUCUGGCAAAUCCAAAUCUAUCCGGACCCUCACAACCUCCGAGAACAAGGACAUGAGGAGGGUUGUGCCAAUAUCCAGGACCAACAGAAGUCCAUCCAGAAUCAAACAUACAGAGAAGAAUCGAGGCUCCUCCAGCACUGCAGUGCCCACCAGUCUGACUCCCUCAAAAUGAAGCAGUGCUUCCCCUCGACGAGUAGCGAGGCCUGCAAAUGCUCCUUCAUCCCGACAAUCUGGGAUCCCCAAGACUUUGGAUCCAAAGGACUCAAAGAACCAGAAUGUUUCAGGUACUCAGCCAUCUGCCCGAGAACAGAACAAGGACUUUCAAGGAAAGAUGUCCAGCCAAAAGCCCUUAAUGAAACCUAAAGCCCAGCAGGAGGAGAAGAUCUGUCGCUCCACACUGCGGGCACUCUCUCAGGGUGGAAGAAGUG